Thalassophryne amazonica is the source of this 2308-nucleotide messenger RNA. Its product is annotated as CUE domain-containing protein 1-like. The record is from RefSeq and is a predicted model, not a curated record. Bases 568 to 1752 code for a protein of 394 amino acids. NCBI's taxonomy places the organism in Eukaryota, Metazoa, Chordata, Actinopteri, Batrachoidiformes, Batrachoididae. The transcript has 11 exons. Gene Ontology annotation, molecular function: ubiquitin binding.
AUGCCGGUCGCGGUCUGCCUUACAGCAGCUUUAUGGCUUUGGCCUGUAGCUAACAUAGCUCAUAGCUGCAGUUACACGGAGAAAAAUAUAUGUCUGCUCCUCAUUAAAAUGACAAAAUUCAGCGUUCUGCUCUGUUUUCCUCCGACUUUUCAGAACACCGUGGGCUUUUGUUGUUCGGCUGUGCAUUCUAGGCCUCUGUCAGUGCAAGUUAUAGGACUACAGUGAUGCCUGAUCCGUAUUUGAUUUGGAUCCUAAUCACCACCUGGUGACAGAACCUUGGACAUUUGAUUUGUUGCCACUUCACUGAGUGCUAUCACACCCUGCAAUGCAAGCAGCUAUGUUUUAUACAGCUCAGUAACAGAAGCAUCAGCAGGAAAUCUUCAGUGUUUCUAAUUUUCUGUUGAAGAGCUGCCAUGCUUCUAUUAGGAUGAGAAACUGAAUCAGGGAGGAGGGGAGUAAGUGGAAACCCAGUGAGACUGAAGAGGCCACCGUGUUUGUGCCAGAGGCAGAAGAGAAGAGCCUUCCUGUCUUUAGGUUGGCAGUACCCAAGGGAGUCAUUUGCUGAGGAUGACCAGCCUUUUCAGACGUAGCAGCAGCAAUGGAGGCUCCAGAAGUAGUGGAAGUAGUAGUGGGGGCAGCAGUGGGCACGGGCAGCUUAACAACAGCAGGCCCAACCGGCAGGUCCGACGCCUUGAAUUCAACCAGGCCAUGGAAGACUUUAAGACUAUGUUUCCAACUAUGGACUAUGAGGUGAUUGAGUGUGUGCUUCGUUCUAACAAUGGAGCUGUGGAUGCCACCAUCGACCAGCUGCUCCAGAUGAACAUUGAUGGAGAGGGCUCAGACGACAGCUCAGACUCUGAAGACAGCAUCCCACCAGAGGUACUGGAGCGAACACUUGAACCUGACAGCUCAGAUGAGGAACCUCCACCAGUCUAUUCUCCACCAGCAUAUGAUAUGCACAUUUAUGAUAGAAAAUAUCCAGAGGCUCCGCCAACACCCCCGCCAAGAUUUGAAGCCCCGCCACCUCCCUGUCAUCAGCAGGUCAGAAGCUAUAAAAACUGGAACCCGCCGUUGCUUGGAAACCUACCGGAUGACUUUCUGCGGAUUGCGCCACAGCAGAUAGAUGGUGUAAAGAGUUCUCAGAGCAGUCUGUCUCAGCCUUCAUCAUCAUCUUCCUCUUCAGUCUCUUCUGUAAGCCAGUGGACAGCUCAGUCUUUAGCAGCAGGAUCCACUGGAUGUUCCAGUCUGACUGCAGGAGCUGCAGAACAUGAGAAGAAGCUGAAGCAAUAUCUGGAAGAUGAACGCAUUGCCCUGUUCCUGCAGAAUGAAGAGUUCAUGAGGGAGCUUCAGCGCAACCGGGACUUCCUCAUUGCCUUAGAGAGAGAUCGCUUGAAGUAUGAGUCAAAGAAAUCAAAGUCCAAUCAUUCAUCUAGCAUGGAGAAUUCCACAGGGGAGCAUUAUUCUGCUAACUCAGUGGAUGCUGUGUCAGAUGAUGCCAUGUUCAGAGACAAACUCAAACACAUGGGCAAAUCAACAAGAAAGAAACUUUUUGAAAUUGCCAGGACUUUCUCAGAAAAAACAAAGAGAAAGAAGUCAAAAAGGAGGAUGCUCUUGAAGCACCAUUCACUGGGUGCAGCCAACUCAACAGCCAAUCUUCUUGAUGAUGUAGAAGGAAACACCGGUGAGGAAGAUGGUCAGCCUAGAAGACCAGUUACUCAGGAAGAGAACGAACAGCACAGUGAGCCAUCAUGAUCCUCCCAUGCUGCACUGUAUCGGGGUUGCCAUGGUGAGGACAGCACCAGCCAUGGGCGGUGGCCUUGCAGCUCAUCCUGUCGGCACCUCCUCCUGUUGCUGAAACACUAACAGCAGCGCGCUGAGGCCGUUCUGCUUCCAGCGAGAACAACAGACUCUUCCCACGCUCAGACUGUCUGCAAACGCAUCAUCUCUGUACGGUCAUGUCAUUUUAAAUGUUCGUCCUGACCAGAAUGUUUAGAUCUCCAUUUUUAGGCACACUAGCUGUAGUGCUGAUCUUCCGCGCGUUACAGUAAGCUGUUUUUCUGAUUGUUGUCACUCAGGCUGAGCGUUCAGAGUCCCGUCAUACGCAUUAACCACGUAGAGGGUUUGUCAUUCUUAGUACUACGUUUUCAUAAUCAAAUUGUAAUGUUUUGGGUUUUUUAUGUCGGGGUUAUUUCAUUGUAAUACUUAUGUCAGAAUCUUGCAUAUAAUAAAUUUAUCGACGCCGUCUGUGUGGCAUCAGCUUGGCUCCGGGGCUCAAUCGCUGCUGCGUUUAGGGCCAUCACGUAAAUGC